UACGCAUGGCUGCGGCUUCUUCUUCAAGGUUGAUUUGAGUUGUAGAACAGAAAGUACACCACCAUUAAUACCUCAUCCACCUUAGCUUGUUGAUUUUGCAAAAGCUUAUUAUAUUUUAGAUCCUUGUACUGGGGUUCUGGUUGCUUUUCUUCUCCCAGAAUUCUCAGUUCAAUUUGCUGAAAAAAAAAAAUGGAGGAAAAUCUCCCUCCUGGGUUCAGAUUCCAUCCAACCGAUGAAGAGCUCAUUUCUUAUUAUCUAACCAGAAAAGUUUCUGAUUUUAGUUUCACCUCGAAAGCAAUUGUAGAUGUUGAUCUCAACAAAUGUGAACCUUGGGACCUUCCAGGCAAGGCUUCAUUAGGGGAGAAAGAAUGGUAUUUCUUCAACAUGAGAGACCGAAAAUACCCGACUGGGCUUCGAACAAAUCGAGCCACUGAAGCUGGCUACUGGAAAACCACAGGGAAAGACAAAGAGAUAUUUCGGGAAGGCGUUCUUGUUGGGAUGAAGAAAACCCUAGUUUUUUACAAGGGUCGAGCUCCCAAGGGCCAGAAAAGCAACUGGGUUAUGCAUGAAUACAGGCUAGAAAACAAGCAUCCUUUCAAAUCUGCUAAGGAGGAAUGGGUAGUUUGUAGGGUCUUCCAAAAGAGUAAUUCAUCAGCUGUGAAGAAACCCCAGCAAGCACGAUCCUCACAGCCAUCUCUGGGCUCUCCAUGUGACACAAACUCGAUGGCAAACGAGUUUGGAGACAUUGAUCAGCUACCAAAUCUUAACACCAUGGAAAAUCUAUCGAGCGGCUUCAAUAACAAUAUCCCAACACAAAGUUACAGCCCUGACAGUAAUUUAAACAUGAACAUGAAUUGGGCUGCGGCAAGGGAGGCCGCCGCAACUCUUCCAUCACUGGGGGCGUGGCCUUCGAGCUUCCCGAGCCCCAACUUUGCCAUGAAUUCCUUGCUUUUGAAGGCAUUGCAAGUGAGGAAUACUUAUAAAAAUCAGCCUCUGCCACAAGGGAUUUCUAGGUUUGAAUGUGAUAAUUUAAGUUCGAAUUUUCAAGCUUCUUCCUCUUCUAAGGUAUUAGAUAAUUCUCAGCAGCCGGAGCAACCGUUUAAUCUGGACUCCAUUUGGUGAAAACGAGAGGGCUACGAAUUGAACUAACAUGUUGUCUUCCCUGGUCAAUCUUCUUCAGGGAUUACAGUAAUUCAGCAUCAUUCGGGCUGAAUAUUCAUACGAUAUUUUGUUAUGUGAUUGAGUAUUAUUUUAUCAUUAAUUCAAAAUCACUCAAUCAUAUAAUGUUAUAUUAUAAUAUCUAAUUAGUUACUCAAAACUAGCUGUGUAUAAUUUCUUUGUUAUUUUUAUACCUAGCUGUUUAAUUAUGUUUGAUCAACUGUUCAAGAUAUGUUUGGUUUAUUGUUAAUUAUAUAUAUGUUCAUGCUCAUUGUUAAUGAAGAUCUCAACAAACGAAAAACCUUGUUGGGUAUCUCAGUUUUUUAUUUCAA
Molecule: messenger RNA, 1490 nt
Organism: Mangifera indica (mango)
Lineage: Eukaryota; Viridiplantae; Streptophyta; Magnoliopsida; Sapindales; Anacardiaceae
Product: NAC domain-containing protein 87
Exons: 3
Coding region: 190-1122 (310 amino acids)
Biological process (GO): regulation of DNA-templated transcription
Molecular function (GO): DNA binding
Source: RefSeq, a predicted model, not a curated record